Molecule: messenger RNA, 4329 nt
Organism: Egretta garzetta (little egret)
Lineage: Eukaryota; Metazoa; Chordata; Aves; Pelecaniformes; Ardeidae
Gene: NOS1
Product: nitric oxide synthase 1
Exons: 27
Coding region: 1-4329 (1442 amino acids)
Biological process (GO): nitric oxide biosynthetic process
Molecular function (GO): NADP binding; heme binding; flavin adenine dinucleotide binding
Source: RefSeq, a predicted model, not a curated record
AUGGAAGAGAAUGUGUUCAGCGUGCAGCAGAUACAGCCCAACGUCAUCUCGGUGAGGCUCUUCAAGCGCAAGGUGGGCGGCCUCGGCUUCCUGGUGAAGGAGCGCGUCAGCAAGCCGCCUGUCAUCAUCUCGGACCUGAUCCGGGGAGGGGCUGCAGAGCAGAGUGGCCUCAUCCAGGCUGGGGACAUCAUUUUAGCUGUCAAUGGCAGGCCCCUGGUAGACAUGAGCUAUGAGACUGCGCUGGAGAUACUGAGAAGCAUCGCCUCCGAGACCUACGUGGUCCUCAUCCUGCGGGGCCCCGAGGGCUUCACCACUCACCUGGAGACCACUUUUGCAGGUGACGGGACACCAAAAACCAUCCGUGUCACCAGACCCCUCUGCCUGACUCCGAAGGCGGUUGACUUGUCCAACCCAAGCCUGCACGGCAAAGAGCAGCUGCUGCCAGCAGCCGACCGCACCAUGGGCUCCCUGUGGACAAGAGAGAUCGGGCAGGAGGUGGAGCCGAUGGUCCACGUUAACGGCGUCGUUACCGAUGGCAAAAGGCAGGAUGCCAGGAAGGGGAAGGAGGGUGCUUGUGGUCACCCUUGCCUCAACGGUGGCAUGGAAGACAAUGAACUGCUCAAAGAAAUUGAGCCCGUCCUGGAUCUCCUGAAGAGCAGUAGUAAGGACAGCGAUGGAGAUGCACCCUCCAAGGUAGAGACAAGAGAUAUAGAAGUCCAGGUAGACUGGGAAGGGGAAAGCAAGCCGCAGAAAGCUUUACCAGCUCGGAUGGAGAACGACCGUGUCUUUGGUGACCUGUGGAGGAAGAGCAACAUGCCUGUGGUCCUGAACAACCCCUACUCCGAAGCAGAGCAGCCACUGCCAUCUGGGCGGCAGUCCCCAACUAAGAACACGGUGAAUGGAAGCCCUUCCAAAUGCCCACGGUUCGUCAAAAUCAAGAACUGGGAGACGGGCUCCGUGCUUCACGACACGCUGCACCUCAAGACGGCGAUGGCCACCGCGUGCACUGAGCAGAUCUGCAUGGGCUCAGUGAUGACACCUAGCCAGCACGUCCGCAAGUCAGAAGAUACCAGGACAAAAGAGGAGGUGCUCCUCUUGGCUAAGGACUUCAUUGACCAGUACUACUCCUCCAUAAAGAGAUCUGGCUCCAAGGCGCACAUGGAAAGGCUGGAUGAAGUGACCAAGGAGAUUGAAGCCACUGAUACCUACCAGCUGCGGGACACAGAGCUGAUCUAUGGAGCCAAGCAUGCCUGGAGAAAUGCAGCCCGCUGUGUGGGCAGGAUUCAGUGGUCCAAGCUGCAGGUGUUUGAUGCCCGUGACUGCACCACAGCCCACGGAAUGUUCAAUUAUAUCUGCAACCACAUCAAAUACGCCACCAACAAAGGAAACCUCAGAUCUGCUAUUACCAUCUUCCCACAGCGGACGGACAGCAAGCAUGACUUUCGCAUCUGGAAUGCCCAGCUCAUCCGCUACGCUGGCUACAAGCAGCCCGAUGGCACUAUCCUGGGUGACCCCGCAAACGUGGAGCUGACAGAGAUCUGCAUUCAGCAAGGGUGGAAGGCACCUCACGGGCGCUUUGAUAUCCUGCCUCUGCUCCUCCAAGCCAACGGCAAUGAUCCAGAACUCUUUGAAAUCCCCCCGGAGCUCGUGCUGGAAGUGCCCAUCCGGCAUCCCAAGUUCGAAUGGUUUAAGGACCUGGGCCUGAAGUGGUAUGGUCUGCCGGCAGUUUCCAACAUGCUCCUCGAGAUUGGGGGCUUGGAGUUUUCUGCCUGCCCCUUCAGCGGCUGGUACAUGGGCACAGAGAUUGGAGUCCGGGAUUAUUGCGACAACUCUCGCUACAACAUACUGGAGCAAGUGGCCAAGAAAAUGAAUCUGGAUAUGAGGAAAACUUCAUCACUGUGGAAGGACCAGGCCCUGGUGGAGAUCAACAUUGCUGUGCUGUACAGCUUCCAGAGUGACAAGGUGACCAUUGUGGAUCACCACUCGGCCACCGAGUCCUUUAUCAAGCACAUGGAGAACGAGUACCGAUGCCGUGGAGGCUGUCCUGCCGACUGGGUGUGGAUUGUCCCACCAAUGUCUGGCAGCAUUACCCCAGUUUUCCAUCAGGAAAUGCUCAACUACCGUCUCACGCCCUCCUUUGAGUACCAGCCGGACCCCUGGAACACCCACGUCUGGAAAGGGGUCAACGGGACGCCUACCAAGAAGAGGGCCAUCGGCUUUAAGAAGUUAGCAAAAGCUGUGAAGUUCUCGGCCAAGCUGAUGGGACAGGCCAUGGCCAAAAGGGUCAAAGCGACCAUCCUGUAUGCCACUGAAACAGGGAAGUCGCAGGUCUAUGCAAAAACUCUCUGCGAAAUCUUCAAGCAUGCCUUCGAUGCCAAGGUGAUGUCCAUGGACGAGUACGACAUCGUGCACCUAGAGCAUGAAACCAUGGUCCUGGUGGUCACAAGCACAUUUGGCAAUGGAGACCCACCUGAGAAUGGAGAGAAAUUUGGCUGCGCGUUAAUGGAGAUGAAGAAUCCCAACUCCAACCUGGAGGAGAGGAAGAGCUACAAGGUCCGUUUCAAUAGCGUCUCCUCUUAUUCGGAUGCACGGAAAUCCUCAAGCGAUGGCCCUGACUCCAGGGACAACUUUGAAAGCACAGGACCCCUGGCUAAUGUCAGGUUCUCCGUGUUUGGGCUGGGGUCACGUGCUUACCCCCAUUUCUGCGCCUUCGCCCGGGCCGUGGACACUCUCCUGGAGGAGCUGGGUGGAGAGCGGAUCCUCCGCAUGGGAGAAGGGGAUGAGCUCUGUGGCCAAGAGGAGUCCUUCAGAACCUGGGCCAAGAAGGUCUUCAAGGCAGCGUGCGACGUGUUCUGCGUGGGGGACGACGUCAACAUCGAGAAAGCAAACAACUCCCUCAUCAGCAAUGACCGGAGCUGGAAGAGGAGCAAGUUUCGCCUGACCUACGUGGCUGAAGCCCCAGAGCUCACACAAGGACUGUACAGCAUCCACAAAAAACGUGUCUAUGCAGCCCGGCUUAUCACACGCCAGAACCUGCAGAGCCCAAAGUCCAGCCGCUUGACAAUUUUCCUGCGCCUCCACACCAACGGGCACCAGGAACUGCAGUACCUGCCUGGGGACCACUUGGGCGUGUUUCCAGGGAACCACGAAGACUUGGUCAAUGCCCUGAUUGACAGGCUUGAAGAUGCCCCUCCGGCCAACCAGCUGGUGAAGGUGGAGCUCCUGGAGGAGAGGAACACAGCUCUAGGUGUCAUCAGUAACUGGACAGAUGAGAACCGUGUCCCACCAUGCACAAUCUUCCAGGCUUUUAAGUACUAUUUGGACAUCACCACCCCUCCCACACCCCUCCUGCUGCAGCAGUUUGCUUUGUUGGCCACCAGUGACAAGGAGAAGAAACGUCUGCAGGUCCUUAGCAAGCGCUCUCCUCCAUCCCUCUCUUUUUUUUUGCAGGAGUACGAGGAAUGGAAGUGGUCCAAGAACCCCACCAUUGUGGAGGUGCUGGAGGAGUUCCCCUCGGUGCAGAUGCCCUCCACGCUGCUGCUCACUCAGCUCCCCCUCCUCCAACCGCGCUACUACUCCAUCAGUUCCUCCCCAGAGAUGUACCCAGGAGAAGUCCACCUCACCGUGGCAGUGGUCUCCUAUCGCACGAGAGACGGAGAAGGACCAAUCCACCACGGAGUCUGCUCCUCUUGGCUCAAUCAGAUACAGACCGACGAAAUAGUGCCCUGUUUUGUAAGAGGUGCGCCUGGGUUCCACCUGCCCCAGGAUCCCCAGGUGCCCUGCAUCCUCAUCGGCCCCGGCACUGGCAUCGCCCCUUUCCGGAGCUUCUGGCAGCAGCGGCUUUUUGAAAUCCAGCACAAAGGUCUGAAGCCUUGUCCUAUGGUCCUGGUGUUUGGCUGCCGGCAGUCCAGGAUCGACCACAUUUACAAAGAGGAGACGCUCUUUGCCAAAACCCAAGGUGUCUUCAGAGAGCUGUACACAGCCUACUCCCGGGAACCAGACAAACCAAAGAAAUACGUGCAGGACGUGUUACAGGAGCAGCUGGCCCAAACCGUGUUCAAAGCGCUGAAGGAGCAGGGAGGCCACAUCUACGUCUGUGGGGAUGUCACCAUGGCCAGGGACGUCCUCAAGACUGUUCAGCGCAUCGUGAGGCAGCAGGGCCAGCUGUCGGUGGAGGAGGCGGGCACGUUCAUCAGCAAGCUGCGGGAUGACAGCCGGUACCACGAGGAUAUUUUUGGAGUCACCCUGCGUACGUACGAAGUGACUAACCGCCUUAGAUCUGAGUCUAUUGCAUUCAUUGAGGAGAGCAAAAAAGAUACGGAUGAGUGA